AUGGCUGCCAGCCGCGAGCGCAAGGAGGCCGAGGCCGCGGCCGUGACGGACAAGGUCGACAAAAAGGACAAGAAGGAGAAGAAGGAAAAGAAGGAAAAGAAGGAGAAGCGGCGGUCGGAGACGGACGGCGUGCACAAAAGCAAGGACAAGAGCGACAAGAAGGAGAAGAAGCAGAAGAAGGAGAAGCUGGCGCAGGCACUCGACGCGCACCUGCAAGCGUCGGCGGCGGCAUCGGCUGCGGCGGAGGAGGCGGCCGGCGGCGGCGACGAUGCGUCCGACAGCGAUGUGGCCGACGAGUCUGCGGCUGCACCGACUGCGCCGGCUGCAUCCAAGAAGAAGGCCGUCGUGCCCAAGCCGAUUGUGCGCGGUGCCCUGGUCGAGUUUGCCCUGCCCCUGGCGGCGGACAAGUACCAGAAGAAGGUGUUCAAAGUCGUCAAGCGGGCCGCCAAGCAGCAGGCCCUUCUCCGUGGUGUCAAGGAGGUCAACAAGGCCCUCCGCAAGGCGCCCGCCAAGAACCCGUCGUCGACGUCGGCCAACGUGCCCGGCGUCGUGGUCAUUGCCGGCGACGUCAACCCUGCCGAGGUCAUUAUGCACCUGCCCCUGGCCUGCGAGGACGUCAACGUGCCGUACGUCUUUGUGGCGUCGCGCGGCGAGCUGGGCCAGGCCGCCCGGACGAAGCGCCCCACAUCGGUGGUGAUGAUCAAGGCCGAGGGCCGUGCGAACAAGAAAGCGGGCGCCGACAAGAAGGCCAAGGCCGACAGCGACGACGAGGACGACGAGGACAGCGGCAGCAGCUACCCGGAGCUGUACCAGGACUUUGUCAAGACGUCGCAGAAGGAGUACGCCAAGCAGAUGAAGGGCAUUAUCUAA
This is a messenger RNA of Sporothrix brasiliensis 5110, 870 nucleotides long. Its product is annotated as H/ACA ribonucleoprotein complex subunit 2. The transcript is spliced from 2 exons. The record is from RefSeq and is a predicted model, not a curated record. Gene Ontology annotation, cellular component: ribonucleoprotein complex. Gene Ontology annotation, biological process: ribosome biogenesis. NCBI's taxonomy places the organism in Eukaryota, Fungi, Ascomycota, Sordariomycetes, Ophiostomatales, Ophiostomataceae. Bases 1 to 870 code for a protein of 289 amino acids.